Molecule: messenger RNA, 639 nt
Organism: Peronospora belbahrii
Lineage: Eukaryota; Oomycota; Peronosporomycetes; Peronosporales; Peronosporaceae
Source: the annotation of a GenBank genome assembly
AUGGUUGCUCGGAAUCUUUUACGGGCCAUGACUUUCGCUGCGGCGGUUUUGAAUAUCACGGUUUUAGACUCGAGUGGCGUGACACGAAGACUUGGUGAAACAGCAACUGUAGCUGCUUCAGCUUCUUUGUCGACGACAUUAGACAAGUCGACAGUGUCAAGAACUUUAACAGAUCUAGCGGUUAUGGAACCGAAUGAGGCUGGUACGGUGAAGUAUAACGCAGACGUCUCCGAUGAUGCAGGCGACAAAAGCAAGCAAACAAAAGGCAAAUAUGCUGCCUCCGAAACCGAAAAGGGGGCUGUUUCCACCAGCGGCGAUUCCAGCACGAAGAAGAAGGGUGAUGCAUUGUCCUCUAGUGUUAAAGUCAAACCAAAGGACAAGAGUGAUGAAGAUGACGACGAUGAUGAUAACGUGACCGCCAAAAUGACAAAGGACAAGCGAGAGGCAGCGAAAGAAGCUCGCCACAAAGCACAACAAGAGCGAAAGGCCAAGCGUGCGGCUCAGAAGCAAGAAUGGCGUAUUAUUAGAGAACAGCAGAAAGCCGAAAGGAAGGCAGCACAAGAGAGGGUAAAAUCAGACACUAGCGCCAUUCAAGCAGCUGCCGGCUUUGUUGGCAACUCGACCAAGACGGCGCCAUAA